UCUUGCUGCUGCCAGGUCCAGAGUGUGUCAUGGGUCCCUGUACGGCCUCCCAUUGCUGCUGUCUCCAUCGCCACACUCUGCCAUGUGCCACUUUCAGGUCUCCUCACACUGCUGGUGGGUUCCAUUUUGUCAUAGGGUGCUGGCAGAUUACGGGCCUCCCAUUGCUGCUGCCAGGCCCGUAAUCUGCCAUGGGCCCCCGUACCGACUCCUCAUGCUGCUGCCAGGUCCAGAGUGUGUCAUGGGUCCCUGUACGGCCUCCCAUUGCUGCUGUCUCCAUCGCCACACUCUGCCAUGUGCCACUUUCAGGUCUCCUCACACUGCUGGUGGGUUCCAUUUUUUC
Molecule: messenger RNA, 340 nt
Organism: Staurois parvus
Lineage: Eukaryota; Metazoa; Chordata; Amphibia; Anura; Ranidae
Source: the annotation of a GenBank genome assembly